AUUAAAAAAAAGAAAACUUUUAUUUGUGAUGUUACCUAACUUCCGCUCCGACUUUUAAUUUGAAAGUUCUCUCGCCUUUCAUCAGUGACGUUUCCGUGUUUUCCAAUACUCGUUUUAUCCCAAAUAGCUUCACGUUGAUACGAAGUGCACUACAUAGAGCUCACGCGAGUAAAGUAUUAAUCAUCAAAAAAAAAAUUUCAGGCGGAUUUGGAAAUGUUUUAUUGUAUUUUUAGUUUAUAAAUUACUCGCUUAAUUAAAUGCAUCAUUAACUGGAUAUUAAGCGCGCGCGUGAGCUGAGAACGCUUGGGGUGUAGGGCGCCUAAAGAGGACACGGUAAGCGAUUUGGGAUGCUGCCUUGAUCACUGACAGCGUAGUGGUUGUGAGGGUACCAGCGGUGCCAAGAAGGUCACCAUUAUAUUGUCAGCGUGCGCUUUAACGGUCAGCAUGAGCUCGAGCUCCGGACCGGGAGACAGAACGGUGCUUCCGGUUACCGCCGAGUCUCCGGUUCGUAGCGUCCCAAAGACGUGGAGCAUAAGGAGACUCUUCAGCCACGUGCGGGUGGAGAACCUGGUCGCCGGCCUGAGUGGAGGCGUGGUGUCCACCAUGGUGCUGCACCCCCUUGAUCUGGUUAAAGUCAGAUUUGCAGUGAGCGAUGGACUGCAGCUGAGGCCGAAGUACCACAGCAUUUCACACUGCAUGAGGAGCAUCUGGCAGAAGGAGGGACUCCGGGGCUUGUACCAAGGGGUCACACCGAACGUCUGGGGCGCAGGAGCGUCAUGGGGGCUUUAUUUCUUCUUUUAUAAUGCAAUCAAGGCGUAUAUCAAGGAGGGCCGUCAGACUGAACUGAGUCCCACAGAACACCUGGUGUCUGCCGCAGAAGCAGGAGCGAUGACUCUCUGCCUCACAAACCCGAUCUGGGUGACAAAGACACGCCUGGUUCUGCAGUACAGCUCUGAUCCCAGCCAGAAGCUCUACAAGGGCAUGGUGGAUGCGCUGGUGAAGAUCUACCGGCAGGAAGGAGUCCCGGGACUCUAUCGGGGCUUCGUUCCCGGGCUUUUCGGGACGUCUCACGGAGCUCUGCAGUUCAUGGCAUAUGAGGAGCUGAAGAGAGACUACAACAAAUACAGAAACAUGCAUUCAGACGCCAAACUGAAUCCAUUAGAGUACAUCACAAUGGCGGCUUUGUCUAAAAUCUUCGCCGUGGCAACCACAUACCCGUACCAGGUGAUCCGAGCUCGCUUGCAGGACCAGCACACGAGAUAUAACGGCAUGAUGGACGUCAUGCGCAGGACAUGGAGGAACGAAGGAGUUCUGGGCUUCUACAAAGGCAUGGUGCCCAACCUGAUCCGGGUAACGCCGGCCUGCUGCAUCACCUUCGUGGUGUACGAAAAAGUGUCCCGUUUCCUCCUGGACCAGCAUAAAUGAGAAGAAGAAUGCGAGAGGCUGAGAGGCGGUCACAGCAAGACAGACAGGGAUGCCGGUUCAGGACUGAGCAUGAGGUCUCGCUGGAUCCUGUCACAAACCAGAGCACCGAGACCACCAGACGAGUGGAACAAGGGAUCUCGUGACGCAGAUGUGAUGUGGAAUCUUGUACAAACAGAAACUGGUGCUGCUCAGAGUUUACAUGGCAAGAUGCCUUGCAAAGACUGUGUGUGUGUGUGUGUGUGUGUGUGUGUGUGUGUGUGUGUGUGUAUACAGACAAGAUAGGAAACAGAACUGAAUCAAUUCCAAAUAAACCCAAAAGGGACGGUUUAGCAAGAAAAA
Molecule: messenger RNA, 1764 nt
Organism: Silurus meridionalis
Lineage: Eukaryota; Metazoa; Chordata; Actinopteri; Siluriformes; Siluridae
Gene: slc25a32b
Product: solute carrier family 25 member 32b
Exons: 7
Coding region: 445-1425 (326 amino acids)
Biological process (GO): folate import into mitochondrion; nucleotide transport
Cellular component (GO): mitochondrion
Molecular function (GO): folic acid transmembrane transporter activity; FAD transmembrane transporter activity
Source: RefSeq, a predicted model, not a curated record